UCUGUUCUAAUUUCAAACGGUCCGGCGGCCGAGCAGGCCGGACUUUCGAAAAUCGAAUUCUUUUUUUUAUUUUUUUCGAUUGGAAAGGCCACUAGAACUUUGAAAAGUUGUGUUUGUAUUGUGGACUGGUGAAGUGAAAAUGUGUGAAAAUUGUGUUCAACGCUAGAGGAUAAUAAGGAUUUUUAUGCGUGAAUCACGCAUGUGAUAUGGUGUGCAGGCGAUGCAGCAGCAUUUCUGACAGUUGAACGUGAAUAAACAAGAUGGCGGAAGCGGAGGGGGGAGCAAGUGAGCAGGAUGAUGUCUCAUUCUUGCGUACGGAAGAUAUGGUGUGCCUGUCUUGCACGGCCACCGGCGAGCGAGUGUGCCUGGCGGCCGAGGGUUUCGGCAACCGGCACUGUUUCCUCGAGAACAUCGCUGACAAGAACAUACCGCCUGACUUGUCGCAGUGUGUGUUCGUCAUUGAACAGGCGUUAUCAGUCCGAGCCCUACAGGAGUUGGUAACCGCUGCCGGAUCGGAAACCGGUAAAGGUACGGGAUCUGGACACAGAACCUUACUUUACGGCAAUGCUAUUCUACUGAGGCAUCUUAACAGUGACAUGUACCUGGCAUGUCUAUCAACAUCGUCAUCCCAGGACAAGCUAGCGUUUGAUGUCGGUCUCCAAGAACACUCACAAGGCGAGGCCUGCUGGUGGACUCUUCAUCCAGCCAGCAAACAAAGAUCUGAGGGUGAGAAGGUGCGAGUGGGCGACGACCUUAUCCUCGUGUCAGUUGCUACGGAGAGAUAUUUGCACACGACGAAGGAAAACGAAGUGUCCAUAGUAAACGCAUCAUUCCACGUCACGCACUGGUCGGUACAGCCUUACGGCACCGGCAUUUCACGUAUGAAAUACGUCGGAUACGUCUUCGGAGGAGAUGUAUUAAGAUUCUUCCAUGGCGGUGACGAAUGUCUUACUAUACCGAGUACUUGGAGUACGGAGGGUGGACAGAACAUCGUGGUAUACGAAGGCGGUUCGGUGAUGUCCCAAGCCCGUUCGCUCUGGCGCCUCGAGCUCGCUCGUACUAAGUGGGCCGGCGGUUUCAUAAACUGGCUCCACCCUAUGCGCAUACGGCAUAUAACUACUGGCAGAUACCUUGGAGUUAACGAUCAGAAUGAGCUGUAUCUGAUACAAAGAGAUGAAGCCACAACAGCAUCCUGCGCGUUCUACCUGCGUCAAGAGAAGGAUGACCAGAAAGUGGUGCUUGAAGACAAGGACCUCGAGGUCAUCGGGUCGCCCAUCAUCAAGUACGGUGACUCCACUGUCAUUGUGCAACACUCGGAGACCGGUCUCUGGCUGUCUUACAAGUCCUAUGAGACGAAGAAGAAAGGCGUCGGUAAAGUCGAAGAGAAGCAAGCGAUACUUCACGAAGAAGGCAAGAUGGACGACGGCUUAGACUUCUCCAGAUCUCAAGAAGAGGAGUCGCGUACUGCUAGAGUUAUUAGGAAGUGUUCGUCGCUCUUCACCAAGUUUAUCACUGGCCUUGAAACUCUGCAAGAGAACCGGCGGCACUCCAUGUUUUUCGCGUCGGUGAAUCUUGGCGAGAUGGUCAUGUGUCUCGAGGAUCUGAUCAACUACUUCGCGCAGCCUGAUGAGGAGAUGGAACACGAAGAGAAACAGAACAAGUUCCGGGCCCUCCGCAACCGUCAGGACCUGUUCCAAGAGGAAGGCAUCCUGAACUUGAUCCUCGAAGCCAUAGACAAGAUCAACGUCAUCACGUCACAAGGGUUCCUGGCCGGGUUCUUGGCUGGAGACGAGUCCGGGCAGAGCUGGGAGAUGAUCUCUGGAUACCUGUACCAGUUGCUUGCGGCCAUCAUAAAGGGUAACCACACCAACUGCGCGCAGUUCGCCAACUCCAACCGCCUCAACUGGCUGUUCUCGCGUCUCGGCUCCCAAGCCUCGGGGGAGGGCACGGGAAUGCUGGACGUGUUACAUUGCGUGCUGAUCGACUCGCCUGAGGCGCUGAAUAUGAUGAGAGACGAGCACAUAAAAGUAAUCAUCUCCCUCCUCGAGAAGCACGGUCGCGACCCAAAAGUCCUCGACGUACUGUGUUCUCUAUGCGUCGGUAAUGGCGUCGCUGUGCGUUCCUCACAGAACAAUAUCUGCGAUUAUCUACUGCCUGGGAAGAAUUUACUACUACAGACGGCUUUAGUGGACCAUGUGUCAAGUGUUCGUCCAAAUAUCUUCGUGGGUCGCGUGGAAGGUUCAGCCGUGUACCAAAAAUGGUAUUUUGAGGUCACCAUGGACCACAUUGAGAAGACGACGCAUAUGAUGCCACAUUUGAGGAUUGGAUGGGCGAAUACUGCUGGGUACGUCCCCUACCCCGGUGGCGGUGAGAAAUGGGGCGGCAACGGAGUCGGGGACGAUCUGUAUUCAUUCGGCUUCGAUGGUGCCAACCUCUGGUCUGGCGGCCGCAAGACACCCGUCAAUAGGAACUAUGCAGACGAGCCGUUUAUUAGAAAAGGUGACGUCAUCGGCUGUGCGCUAGACCUCACCGUGCCGAUCAUCAACUUCAUGUUCAACGGCGUCCGGGUAACCGGCUCCUUCACCAACUUCAACCUGGAGGGCAUGUUCUUCCCGGUUAUCAGCUGCUCUAGUAAACUGAGUUGCCGUUUCCUCCUAGGAGGCGAACACGGCCGUCUCCGCUACGCAGCACCUGAAGGCUACUCACCUCUAGUAGAAUCCCUCAACCCUCAGCAAGUGUUGAGCUUGGAGCCAUGCUUCUACUUUGGAAACUUAGCCAAGCGUGCAUUGGCAGGACCACCGUUAUUACAAGAUGAUACGGCUUUUGUGCCUACUCCAGUUGAUACAACUCUGAUCACACUGCCAUCGUACGUGGAGCAAAUCAGGGAUAAAUUGGCUGAAAAUAUCCACGAAAUGUGGGCCAUGAACAAGAUCGAAGCCGGUUGGAUGUAUGGCGCUCAACGUGAAGACCUUCACAAGAUACAUCCCUGCUUGGUUCCCUUCGAAAGGUUACCCGCCGCUGAAAAGCGAUACGAUAUUCAGCUCGCUGUGCAGACGCUCAAGACAAUUUUGGCGCUGGGCUACUACAUCAGCUUGGACAAGCCGCCGGCGCGCAUCCGAAACGUCAGGCUGCCUAAUGAGCCCUUCAUGCAGUCAAACGGCUACAAACCAGCACCUCUAGACCUGAGCGCUGUCACCCUGACACCGAAGAUGGACGAACUGGUCGACCAGCUGGCCGAAAACACACACAAUCUUUGGGCCAGGGAGCGCAUUCAGCAGGGGUGGACUUAUGGUCUCAAUGAGGAUCCCGACAUGCACCGGUCUCCUCACUUGGUGCCGUAUCCCAAAGUCGACGACGCCAUCAAGAAGGCCAAUCGUGACACCGCGUCAGAAACCGUCCGUACGCUGCUCGUGUACGGAUAUAUGUUAGAUCCACCGACUGGUGAACAACACGAAGCUCUCCUGCUGGAGGCUUCGAAACAGAAGCAAGCGGACUUCCGAACAUACCGAGCCGAGAAAAACUACGCUGUUGGUUCUGGCAAGUGGUACUUCGAGUUCGAGAUACUCACAGCUGGGCCCAUGAGGGUUGGUUGGGCACACGCUGACAUGGCUCCCGGUAUGAUGCUGGGUCAAGAUGAGAACUCCUGGGCAUUUGACGGAUAUAAUUGCGUUAAAGUGCACGGCGGAUCGAACGACAGUUUUGGACAGCAGUUCAAAGUUGGCGACAUCGUUGGCUGCUUCCUAGAUGUUCUCGACCAAACUAUUAGUUUUUCGCUCAAUGGCGAGCUUUUAAUGGACGCACUGGGUGGGGAAACUACGUUCGCUGACGUGCAAGGUGAUAACUUUGUACCGGCUUGCACGCUUGGGGUGGGACAGAAAGCCAGGUUGACAUAUGGACAGGACGUUAACUCGUUGAAGUUCUUCACAAUGUGCGGUCUUCAGGAGGGCUACGAACCCUUCUGCGUUAACAUGAAGCGAGACGUGACCCACUGGUACACCAAGGACCAGCCUAUAUUCGAGAACACCGACGAGAUGAUUGACACUAGGAUCGACGUCACCAGAAUACCCGCGGGCUCAGAUACGCCGCCAUGUUUGAAAAUAUCGCACAACACGUUUGAGACCAUGGAGAAGGCCAACUGGGAGUUCUUGAGGAUGUCACUGCCUGUCAUCUGUCACGCGCAGUUUAUCGACGAGCAAGAGAAAGCGCGCCGCUGGGUGGAGAUCAAAGAGCGUCAACAGAUGCUGAUGAAGGAAGCCGCGGAGGCGCAGAUGCCGGCGCACAUCGAUCAGAUCAUGCGCAGCGGAUUCACUAUGAACGACAUCAAAGGUCUCCACUACGACGAAGCCGACGAGCCCAAACUGAACCUGAAGCGGCUGCCCUCCCGCCCUCCCCGAAAAGGCUCAGUGGGGAGGAACGUCACUAUACAGAAUUACAAUUUACAGCCAGGUCAAGUGAACGGCAUGCACCGUACUACGAGUGAGGCAGAAAUGUCGAAGUACGAGUUGGGAGUUCAAAGUGUGGCAGAUGAGAAGAAGGAUAAGAGGGGGCGGUCGCCUUUCAAGUUCUUCAAAAGCAAGCGCGGCGAGAGCAGAGACCGCUCCAAAUCCCGCAAGUCCAAGACCCCAGACCCGUUUAGCGAUGGCGAACUCUCGCCAGAACGGUCCGCCAUGCGGCGACCUAACCCGCAGAUACGAGUGUCACAGGCGAAUACAAGGAUUGACGCUACCCACGGCCGGCCAAGCAAGGCGUACUUGUUUGACCAAGUCAAUACGAAUCUCAACAAUCUCCAAGUGCCAACCCCCCAGCAAGGGCGAAAAGAGAUGACCACGAGCACCCUCGCCGCGGCUCAGACAGAGAUGGUCGGGAAUGAAAUCUUCGACGCCGAGUGUCUCAAGCUUAUCAACGAGUACUUCUACGGUGUCAGGGUGUACCCAGGUCAGGACCCAACCCAUCUGUACGUCGGCUGGGUGACCACACAAUACCACCUCCACUCCAGGGACUUCAACCAGAGCAAGGUCAUGAAAUCAUCCGUCAUCAUCACUGAUGACUACGAUCGCGUUAUUGAGAGUGUCGAACGUCAGUCCUGCUACAUGGUACGCGCAGAUGAGCUCUACAACGAAGUAAUGGCCGAGGCAGCCGGCGCCAAAGGUGCCUCGCAAGGCAUGUUCAUCGGAUGCUCAGUAGAUACUUCAACAGGCAUCGUGUCGUGGACUUGCGAGGGGAAGGAUACCAGCUUUAAAUAUAAGAUGGAGCCAGAGAUCAAGCUCUUCCCGGCCAUCUUCGUAGAGGCUACAUCCAAGGAGAUCCUCCAAAUCGAGCUUGGUCGGUCUUUGACCAGUUUACCGCUCAGCGCCGCCGUGUUACCGACGAGCGACAAGCAUGUGACACCCCAGUUCCCUCCGAGACUGAAAAUACAGUGUUUGAAGCCGCAUCAGUGGGCGAGGGUUCCCAACCAGUCGCUACAAGUCCACGCACUCAAAUUAUCGGAUAUUCGUGGUUGGUCCAUGCUGUGUGAAGACGCUAUCUCCAUGUUAGCUCUACAUAUACCUGAGGAGGACCGCUGCAUAGAUAUUCUGGAGUUGAUCGAAAUGGACAAACUCCUUAGUUUCCACUCGCACACCCUGACGUUGUAUGCUGCCUUGUGCUAUCAGAGCAAUUACAGGGCUGCCCAUGCUCUUUGCCAGCACGUCGACCAAAAACAACUGCUGUAUGCGAUCCAGUCACAAUAUAUGUCUGGCCCGCUUCGACAAGGGUUCUACGAUCUACUCAUAGCUUUGCACCUCGAAUCCCACGCCACCACCAUGGAAACAAUGAAGAAUGAAUUCGUGAUCCCCCUCGGUCCAGAGCUGAAGGCUUUAUAUGAAGAUCCCGACAUGCAACAUAGCUUACGCUCUUUGCAAUGCGAGAGCGUGCGACCACAGAUGAAGAUGACUGAUAUAGCGGAAAACAUCUCGGACAUCAGCAACCUGUACUCUCCCAACUUCCCCCUUGAAGUGGUACGAGAAUUCGUGAUGCAGGCACUGGCAGAGGCCGUGGAGACGAACCAGGUGCACAACCGAGACCCCGUCGGUGGGAGCAACGAGAAUCUAUUCCUGCCUCUCAUAAAGCUGGUGGACCGUCUCCUGCUGGUGGGCAUGAUGCGUGAUGAAGACGUGGAGAAGCUCCUCAUCAUGAUCAACCCUGAGACUUGGGAUCCCACUUUUGAUAAAGAAGGCAAAGAUGAGCACCGGAAGGGACUCCUUCACAUGAAGAUGGCGGAGGGUGCAAAGUUGCAGAUGUGCUAUCUACUGCAACAUCUCAACGAUGUGCAGCUGCGGCACAGAGUCGAAGCCAUCAUAGCGUUCGCUCAUGAUUUCGUUGGUGAUUUGCAGACUGAUCAGCUUAGGCGAUACAUCGAGAUCAAGCAGUCGGACCUGCCGAGCGCAGUGGCAGCCAAGAAGACCAGGGAGUUCCGUUGUCCACCUCGGGAACAGAUGAACGCCAUACUCAGUUUCAAGCACAUGGACCUAGUAGAGGAAGCGGAGAAGGACAACAUUCCAUGCGGCGAGGAUCUCAUCGCUCGUAUGUCCGAAUUCCAUGAAGGGCUCAUGUCGCAUGUGUCUCUUUCUGCCCUGCAAGAACCUGAAGUUCCAGAAUCAACUGAACCGGAGGUCAAACCUGGGACCAUUGGCAAGAUAUACAACAUUAUCAACACAGUCAAAGAAUUAGAUGAGGAGCCGAAGCCUGUGGAAGAGCCCCCGCGCAAGACUCCAGAGGAGAAGUUCCGCAAAGUUUUAAUUCAGACCAUCGUCUCAUGGGCCGAAGAGGCGCAGAUCGAAACCCCUAAGCUAGUUCGAGAGAUGUUCAGCCUCCUCGUCCGUCAAUACGACUCCGUCGGCGAGCUAAUCCGUGCCCUAGAAAAGACCUACGUCAUCAACGCCAAGACCAAACUAGACGUCGCUGAGAUGUGGGUGGGACUCAGCCAGAUUAGGGCUUUGCUCCCGGUACAAAUGAGUCAGGAGGAAGAGGAGCUAAUGAGGAAACGAUUGUGGAAACUGGUGAACAAUCACACGUUCUUCCAGCAUCCAGAUUUGAUAAGGGUACUCCGCGUGCACGAGAACGUGAUGGCCGUCAUGAUGAACACACUCGGGCGCCGCGCGCAGGCGCAGUCCGACGCCGCGCCCGCCAACCCUCCGGCCGCCGAAGACAAGGAAAAGGACACAUCCCACGAGAUGGUGGUAGCCUGCUGCCGCUUCCUCUGCUACUUCUGCCGCACCGGCCGUCAGAACCAGAAGGCCAUGUUCGACCACUUCGACUUUUUACUGGAGAACUCAAACAUCCUGCUCUCCAGGCCUUCACUACGAGGAUCUACGCCCCUAGAUGUCGCUUAUUCAAGUUUAAUGGAAAACACGGAACUGGCGUUGGCUUUAAGAGAACAUUACCUCGAGAAGAUAGCCAUCUACCUGUCCCGCUGCGGUCUUCAGAGCAACUCGGAGCUGGUCGAGAAAGGCUACCCAGACUUGGGUUGGGACCCGGUGGAGGGUGAACGAUACUUGGACUUCCUGCGGUUCUGUGUUUGGGUGAACGGUGAAAGCGUAGAAGAAAACGCCAACCUAGUAAUUCGCCUUCUCAUCCGUCGCCCAGAAUGCCUCGGCCCCGCGCUGAGAGGCGAAGGCGAGGGUUUACUGAAGGCGAUCGUAGACGCUAACAAAAUGAGCGAGAGGAUAGCGGAUAGGCGGAAGCUGAGGGAGAUGGAGCAGGAGGGAGAUACUUCGUUCAGCCACCCGCUUCCAGAAUCAGAUGAAGACGAAGACUACAUAGAUACUGGCGCCGCCAUCUUGAAUUUCUACUGCACACUAGUAGACCUGCUGGGACGGUGUGCGCCAGAUGCUGGAGUCAUCGCCUUGGGCAAGAACGAAUCGCUCCGAGCUCGCGCCAUUCUGCGUUCCCUGGUGCCUUUAGAAGAUCUUCAGGGGGUCCUCAGUCUCCGUUUUACUUUGCACAACCCUGCUGCCGGCGAAGAGCGACCCAAGUCUGAUAUGCCAUCUGGAUUGAUACCCGGGCACAAGCAGAGCGUGGUGCUUUUCCUCGAACGAGUAUACGGCAUUGAGACUCAAGAACUGUUCUACCGGCUUCUGGAGGAGGCAUUCCUUCCAGACUUACGCGCGGCCACUAUGCUGGAUAGGAACGAUGGCUGCGAGUCAGACAUGGCGCUGUCAAUGAACCGUUACAUCGGCAACUCGAUAUUGCCUCUACUCAUCAAGCACGCGAACUUCUAUAACGAGGCCGAAAACUAUGCCAGUUUGCUUGAUGCUACGCUACACACUGUCUACAGACUAUCCAAGAACCGUAUGCUGACUAAAGGUCAGCGUGAAGCGGUGUCUGACUUCUUGGUAGCACUAACUUCGGCCAUGCAACCUUCUAUGCUGCUCAAACUGCUGAGGAAACUUACUGUAGAUGUGUCCCGUCUGUCGGAGUAUACUACUGUUGCGCUCAGGUUGCUAACGUUACACUACGAGCGCUGCGCUAAAUACUACGGUAGCUCUGGCUCCGGCGGUUCCUCGGACGAAGAGAAGCGUCUCACCAUGAUGCUGUUCAGCAACAUCUUCGAUUCCCUCAGCAAGAUGGACUACGACCCUGAACUGUUUGGGAAGGCGCUGCCUUGCCUCAUCGCUAUUGGCGCUGCCUUGCCUCAUUGCUAUCGCAAGAUGGACUACGACCCUGAACUGUUUGGGAAGGCGCUGCCUUGUCUCAUCGCUAUCGGUUGCGCUCUGCCGCCGGACUACUCUCUGGUCAAGAACUACGAUGAUGAGUUCUAUGGCAAAGAACAACAAUCCACCGGCGGUCCAGACAACCCGCAAUACGACCCUCAGCCAAUCAACACGUCAUCAGUCGCACUCAACAACGAUCUCAACACCAUUGUCCAGAAAUUCUCAGAGCAUUACCACGAUGCCUGGGCUUCCAGGAAAAUCGAAAACGGUUGGGUGUACGGCGAAUCCUGGUCGGACAGUCAGAAGUCUCAUCCCCGCCUCAAGCCAUACAACAUGCUAAAUGACUACGAAAAGGAGCGCUACAAGGAACCAGUCCGCGAGUCCCUAAAAGCGCUACUAGCGAUCGGCUGGUCGGUGGAACAUUCCGAAGUCGACCUGCCCAGUACCAACAGGAGCUCCAUGCGACGACAAUCCAAGUCUGGUGGCACGGACUCAGCGACCCCAUUCAACUACAAUCCGCAUCCUGUCGACAUGACCAAUUUGACUCUGUCGAGAGAAAUGCAGAACAUGGCUGAGAGAUUAGCUGACAACGCUCACGAUAUCUGGGCUAAGAAGAAGAAAGAAGAACUUACUACGAACGGAGGCGGAAUCCACCCUCAACUCGUCCCAUACGAUCUCCUCACCGACAAAGAAAAGAAGAAGGAUCGAGAACGAUCCCAAGAGUUCCUCAAAUACCUCCAAUAUCAGGGCUACAAGCUCCACCGCCCCAGCAAGGCUCAGCAAAGCGACACGGAACAGACCACUACGGGCGUAGCAAUAGAGCUUAGAUUCGCUUACUCGUUGUUGGAGAAACUGAUACAGUACAUCGAUAGGGCGACGAUUAAUAUGAAGCUUUUGAAACCGUCGACUACGUUUAGUAGGAGGACGAGUUUUAAGACGAGUACGAGGGAUAUUAAGUUCUUCUCUAAGGUGGUCCUGCCCCUCAUGGAGAAAUACUUCUCGACGCAUCGUAACUACUUCAUAGCAGUGGCAACGGCGACCAACAACGUCGGUGCGGCCAGUUUGAAAGAGAAGGAGAUGGUAGCAGCGCUGUUUUGUAAGCUAGCCAGCUUGCUCCGUUCUAGACUAGCAGCAUUCGGGCCAGACGUGAGGAUCACCGUCCGAUGUCUCCAAGUCCUCGUGAAAGGCAUCGACGCCAAGUCCCUCGUCAAGAACUGUCCUGAAUUCAUCAGAACAUCCAUGCUCACGUUCUUCAAUAAUGUGGCUGAUGAUUUGGGGCAUACUAUACUGAACUUACAGGAUGGUAAAUACGCGCACCUACGAGGUACGCACUUGAAGACGUCCACGUCACUGGGUUACAUCAAUGGUGUGAUUCUUCCAGUCCUGACCGCCAAGUUUGAUCACCUUGCUAACUGCGAGUACGGGGCCGAUUUGCUGUUGGACGAGAUCCAAGUGGCAUCGUACAAGAUCCUCGGCUCCCUAUACACUCUGGGCACCGACGCGAGCCUGACACACGAUAGGAAGUACCUGAAGACUGAAAUAGAGAGACACAAACCCGCUUUGGGUUCCUGCUUAGGUGCCUUCAGUUCUACAUUCCCGGUGGCGUUCUUGGAGCCUCAUCUCAACAAGCACAAUCAGUUCUCGCUGCUCAACCGCAUAGCAGACCACUCUCUCGAGGCGCAAGACAUAAUGGCCAAAAUGGAGCAAUUCAUGCCCACACUAGAGACGAUCCUCGGCGAGGUCGACCAAUUCGUCGAGUCAGACAAGACCUACGUGGAAGCCCCUCAUAUCAUCGACGUGGUGUUGCCGCUGUUAUGCUCGUACUUGCCGUUCUGGUGGGCGCAGGGGCCUGACAACGUCACGCCAACCCAGGGCAACCACGUAACCAUGGUGACAGCGGAACACAUGAACCAGCUCCUGAAGAAUGUGCUGAAACUCAUCAAGAAGAAUAUCGGCAACGAAAACGCACCCUGGAUGACUCGUAUAGCCACUUACACGCAACAAAUUAUCAUCAACAGUUCCGAAGAGUUACUUCGUGACGUGUUCCUGCCACUGGCAGAGCGUGUCAGAAAACGCACUGAUACCAUGUUCCACAAGGAAGAGAGCUUACGAGGAUUUAUCAAGUCUUCAACGGACGACACCUCACAAGUGGAGUCCCAGAUCCAAGAAGACUGGCAGCUGUUAGUUCGUGACAUCUACUCGUUCUAUCCGCUGCUCAUCAAAUACGUGGAUCUGCAGAGGAACCAUUGGCUCAGGAAUAAUGUCAACGAGGCCGAGGAGCUAUACAACCACGUUGCAGAAAUAUUCAACAUCUGGUCCAAGAGUCAAUACUUCCUAAAGGAGGAACAGAACUUCAUAUCCGCCAACGAAAUUGAUAACAUGGUGCUGAUCAUGCCUACAGCUACCAGAAGGGUGACCACGGUUGUCGAAGGAGCACCUCAGGGUGGUGGCAAGAAAAAGAAGAAACAUCGCGACAAGAAACGCGACAAAGAUAAGGAAGUCCAGGCUUCCCUAAUGGUAGCUUGUCUCAAACGUCUUCUCCCGGUUGGUCUCAAUCUAUUCGCGGGAAGAGAGCAGGAGUUAGUGCAGCAUUGCAAGGAUCGCUUCCUGAAAAAAAUGUCUGAACAAGACGUGGCAGAGUUCGCGAAGAUCCAGCUCACACUGCCUGACAAAAUCGAUCCUGCGGACGAGAUGUCGUGGCAACACUACCUAUAUAGCAAACUAGGCUCGAAAAGCAAAGCGGCAGUGGCAGACAACACGGCGGAGACCAAAGCCAAGAUCAUUGAUGACACAGUGGAGAGAAUCGUUGCUAUGAGCAAAGUACUCUUCGGUUUGCAUAUGAUCGACCAUCCUCAACAAAUGAGUAAGAACGUGUACCGCUCUGUAGUAUCUAUUCAACGGAAGCGCGCCGUCAUCGCUUGCUUCAGAUGUCUAUCUUUACACUCUCUCACAAGGCAUCGAGCCUGCAAUAUAUUCGCAAGAACCUACUACGAACUAUGGUUGGAGGAAGAAAAUAUUGGCCAAGAGGUCAUGAUAGAAGAUUUGACGCAAUCAUUCGAAGACGCAGAACUGAAAAAGAGCGACGUGGUGGAAGAGGAAGGCAAACCGGACCCCCUCACUCAGCUGGUCACCACUUUCUGUAGAGGGGCUAUGACUGAGCGGUCUGGUGCAUUGCAGGAGGAUCCUCUUUACAUGUCGUACGCGCACAUCAUAGCGAAGUCCUGCGGCGAAGAGGAAGAGGAAGGUGGUGGGGAAGAAGAGGAGGGGGGAGGCGAGGCGGAGGCAGCAGGGGAAGAGGAGAGCAAAGCCAGUAUACAUGAGCAAGAGAUGGAAAAGCAGAAACUACUCUUCCACCAAUCCCGUCUCGCGGACCGUGGUGUGGCCGAGAUGGUGCUACUACAUAUCUCGGCCUCCAAGGGCAUUCCCAGUGACAUGGUGAUGAAGACACUGCAACUAGGCAUCUCUAUACUGCGCGGAGGCAAUAUUGACAUACAAAUGGGCAUGCUGAACCACUUGAAAGAUAAGAAAGACGUCGGAUUCUUCACAUCUAUCGCUGGUCUUAUGAACUCUUGCUCCGUGUUGGAUUUGGAUGCUUUCGAGCGGAAUACUAAGGCUGAAGGUCUUGGUGUGGGUCUGGAAGGCGCGGCGGGCGAGAAGAACAUGCAUGACGCCGAAUUCACAUGUGCGCUGUUCCGGUUCAUACAACUUACCUGUGAAGGACACAAUUUGGAAUGGCAGAACUACCUACGUACCCAGGCCGGUAACACGACUACGGUCAACGUAGUCAUCUGCACCGUCGACUACCUGCUGCGACUACAGGAGUCUAUCAUGGACUUCUACUGGCAUUAUUCCAGCAAGGAGCUGAUAGAUCCAGCGGGCAAGGCGAACUUCUUCAAGGCUAUCGGAGUAGCUUCACAAGUAUUCAACACGCUCACUGAAGUCAUUCAGGGCCCUUGUACGCAGAAUCAGCAGGCUUUGGCGCAUUCCAGAUUGUGGGACGCCGUAGGUGGUUUCCUGUUUCUGUUCUCGCAUAUGCAAGAUAAGUUGUCGAAGCACUCAUCCCAGGUGGAUCUGCUGAAGGAACUGCUUAAUCUUCAGAAAGACAUGAUCACUAUGAUGCUGUCUAUGCUUGAGGGCAACGUCGUUAACGGUACGAUCGGAAAGCAGAUGGUAGACACUCUCGUCGAGAGCGCCGGCAACGUGGAACUGAUCCUGAAAUACUUCGACAUGUUCCUCAAACUGAAGGACCUGACUUCCAGCGCGAGUUUCCUGGAGAUCGAUGCUAAUAAUGAUGGCUGGGUGCUGCCUAAGGAUUUUAAGGAGAAGAUGGAACAGCAGAAAAGUUACACCCCCGAGGAGAUAGAGUUCCUUCUGGCUUGCUGCGAGACGAACCACGACGGCAAGAUGGACUAUAUAGGCUUCUGCGACCGCUUCCACGAGCCAGCAAAGGAGAUUGGUUUCAACUUGGCUAUUCUGCUUACGAAUCUGUCGGAACAUAUGCCUAAUGAACCUAGACUGGCCCGGUUCCUGGAAACUGCCGGCUCCGUGCUCAACUACUUCGAGCCGUUCCUAGGCCGUAUCGAGAUCAUGGGUGGUUCCAAACGUAUCGAGCGAGUUUACUUCGAGAUUAAGGAGGAGAAUAUCGAGCAAUGGGAGAAGCCGCAAAUUAAGGAAUCCAAACGUGCUUUCUUCUACAGCAUAGUAACAGAGGGUGGCGACAAAGAAAAACUCGAAGCUUUCGUCAAUUUCUGCGAGGACGCCAUAUUUGAAAUGACACAUGCGUCUGGUUUGAUGGCGGCCUCGGAGGAGCAGGGCGGGGGGCAGAAGAAUAGGGAGGCUGCGUAUAUGUAUCUGGGAGAUGAUGAUGAUGACAACAAAGGCAAAGACCCAUUCCGCCGCGGUCUCCAAUCCAUAAAGGACGGUUUCGCCACCGCAUUCUCAUCUCUAUCUCCAGCGAACAUAAAGUCUAAAAUCGCAGAUAUGCAGCAGAUGCCGCCGGCUGAAUUGGCUGUUGGGUUCUUCAAGAUGUUCUUCUAUCUGUUCUAUUACAUGGGCUAUGCGUGCUUGGUGGUUGUCAGGUACAUAUUCGGCGUACUCCUCGGCCUGAUGCGGGGUCCUCAGACGGAGGAGGUUCCUCCGGAGCCGACGGAAGAGGAGAAAAUUGGUCCAUCAAGGUUGCUACCAGCGUUGCCGGCGGCGGAUGACACGGGCCAAAUGCAGGUCUCUGCCUUCGGUCUGGAUAUAUCUAAAGAAGACAAUGGCCAAAUCCAAGUGAAACCGCACGAAUCCCCGACCACAUCCACGCCAUCUUCUGGCGAGGAAGCAGAAGCUUCACCCGACGAGGCAGUGGAACACUCUGAGGAACAACAGCCGCCAUCUUUGAUAGACCUGCUCGGUGGAGAACAAGCGAAGAAGCAAGCGCAGGAGAGAUUAGAAGCCCAGGCAGCGCAGCAAGCCGCUAUGUCCGCUAUCGAAGCUGAGAGCAAAAAGGCAGUGCAAGCGCCGACCCCGUCCGCCGUGUCUCAAGUAGACAUCUCCCAAUACACCAAGCGAGCUGUUUCCUUCCUUGCGAGGAAUUUCUACAACCUGAAGUACUGCGCGCUUAUCCUGGCCUUCUGUAUCAACUUCGUACUACUCUUCUAUAAGGUAUCGACGCUGGAGGGUGACGACGAGGGCUCGGGUCUCGGAGACAUUGUCAGCGGUUCAGGCUCGGGGGCAGGUUCAGGAAGUGGAGAUGGCAGUGGCGAAUCCGGUGAAGAUGAGGAUCCGUUAGAAAUAGUACAUAUAGACGAGGAUUUCUUCUACAUGGAACACGUUAUCAAAGCGGCCGCCGUUUUGCAUUCUGUCGUCUCAUUAGCCAUCCUCAUCGGAUACUACCAUCUCAAGGUACCGCUAGCCAUCUUCAAGCGCGAGAAAGAGAUAGCACGACGACUUGAAUUCGACGGUCUCUACAUCGCCGAGCAACCUGAAGACGAUGACAUUAAGAGCCAUUGGGACAAACUUGUCAUCUCUGCCAAAUCGUUCCCCGUGAACUAUUGGGACAAGUUCGUGAAGAAGAAAGUCCGCACGAAGUACUCCGAGACGUAUGACUUUGACAGCAUCUCCAACAUGCUCGGUAUGGAGAAGACGUCGUUCGCGGCGCAUGAGGAGACGGGCAAUAAGGGCUUCUUCCAAUACAUCCUCAACCUGGACUGGCGUUACCAGCUCUGGAAAGCCGGCGUCACAUUCACCGACAACUCCUUCCUGUAUUCACUGUGGUACUUCUGCUUCUCUGUGAUGGGCAACUUUAACAACUUCUUCUUCGCCGCUCAUCUUCUGGACGUUGCUGUGGGCUUCAAGACGCUGAGGACGAUCUUGCAGUCCGUUACGCAUAACGGGAAACAGCUGGUGUUGACCGUGAUCCUGCUUACCAUCAUAGUGUACAUAUACACGGUGAUCGCAUUCAACUUCUUCCGCAAGUUCUACGUUCAGGAGGAGGACGACGAGGUCAACAGGAACUGUCACGACAUGUUGUCGUGCUUCGUGUUCAACAUCUACAAGGGCGUGCGCGCGGGCGGCGGCAUCGGCGACGAGCUGGAGCCCCCGGACGGCGACGACUCGGAGGUGUGGCGCAUCAUCUUCGAUGUCUCCUUCUUCUUCUUCAUCAUCAUUAUCCUGCUCGCUAUCAUUCAGGGUUUGAUCAUCGACGCCUUCGGUGAGCUCCGUGACCAGCUGGAGUCAGUAAAGGAAGACAUGGAGUCCAACUGCUUUAUAUGCGGCAUGGGCAAGGACUAUCUAGAUUUGGUACCGCACGGGUUCGACACGCACGUGCAACGCGAGCACAAUCUCGCUAACUACAUGUUCUUCCUCAUGCAUCUCAUCAACAAACCUGACACUGAAUACACAGGUCAAGAGACGUACGUGUGGAACAUGUACACGCAGCGAUGCUGGGACUUCUUCCCCGUCGGAGACUGCUUCAGGAAGCAGAACGAGACCGAAAUGACCGAGUGAAUGGUUCAUUCAAAUACCUACUCAUUACAAUCCUGAAUGACAAAAUAAACACUAAAAUCCUAGAGACUAAAAUCCGG
Cydia splendana is the source of this 15757-nucleotide messenger RNA. RefSeq names its product ryanodine receptor (gene RyR). Gene Ontology annotation, cellular component: calcium channel complex; sarcoplasmic reticulum membrane; Z disc. The record is from RefSeq and is a predicted model, not a curated record. Gene Ontology annotation, molecular function: protein binding; ryanodine-sensitive calcium-release channel activity. The transcript has 115 exons. Bases 261 to 15680 code for a protein of 5139 amino acids. Gene Ontology annotation, biological process: release of sequestered calcium ion into cytosol by sarcoplasmic reticulum; intracellular calcium ion homeostasis; striated muscle contraction. NCBI's taxonomy places the organism in Eukaryota, Metazoa, Arthropoda, Insecta, Lepidoptera, Tortricidae.